Messenger RNA from Lithohypha guttulata, 708 nucleotides. RefSeq lists its product as uncharacterized. The coding region runs from base 1 to 708 and encodes 235 amino acids. The transcript is spliced from 2 exons. The record is from RefSeq and is a predicted model, not a curated record. Lineage: Eukaryota; Fungi; Ascomycota; Eurotiomycetes; Chaetothyriales; Trichomeriaceae.
AUGUCGCGACUCAUUCUUGUGUUGGCGGCAACAACAGCAUCAACAGCAUUAACCUCAGCGCAAUCAGCUAGUCCUAUCCCAACCACAACGCAGGUCUUCUUCCCAUAUCCUGAGGGCAACAUACCUCUCAACGCAUUCGUCAUAGCGCAAGACGCCACCGCCACGACCCUUGCCAUUCAGUGUGCGCCCCAAGCUACGACAGAGUGCGACUUUCCAAGCCCAAUCACCGUGACGGUCGGCCCUUCGACCUUUCACCUCGACCCGACUGGCAUAUACUAUCCCCUAGGCUUGGUUGAUUGCACGUUGAGUGGCACCACCGCAGCGGUCUGUGCAGUUACCGCAGGCAUCUACGACGACCCAGACAUCGGUUACAGGUCGGACAAUGGUUGGCUCGAUGUGACCACACCUGCCGCAAGCAGCACCACAAAUACAGCAACAUUUGCAGAGACCGAUCUGGGCUAUAUCACUGUCACUAUUCCUGCUGCAUUGCUUCAGUCAGAAAGCAGUACAAGCAGUGGACACACCAAUACAGCAAGCAGAACAAAUCCGUUAGCAAGUACACCUAUGCCUACCGGAGCCAGUGACAGCAGUGUAAACACUGCGACGACACCUAUGAUCACUGCCACUGGAGCUGCUAAUUUACUUUCGAAUACACUCACCUAUGCUGGUUUGCUUGUCAGUCUCGUUACAACAUUUUUACUCUCGUAA